Tigriopus californicus is the source of this 2668-nucleotide messenger RNA. RefSeq lists its product as uncharacterized. The record is from RefSeq and is a predicted model, not a curated record. Lineage: Eukaryota; Metazoa; Arthropoda; Copepoda; Harpacticoida; Harpacticidae. The transcript is spliced from 2 exons. Bases 498 to 1916 code for a protein of 472 amino acids.
CUGAAGUCUGGUUUGGCUACCAUGGCAGGGUUUUUUCUGAAGAGGCGCUCCAUUCUGAACACAGUGAUCGUCGACAGUUUUCAAAGAGCCCUUGACGCAAUCACAUCGCAAUUUCUUGCAAUGGAAAGUAAUUAUCUGACGAGAUGUAGUUAGCCACUGGAAAGGGUGGCAAUUUUAUAGCGAGAAGUUCAAGAAAAGGAAAAUCUACUCAGUUUACUAACCAUGCCACGUGAGAAAAUGUGCUCCAAGUCAGUGAUGCCUCCAAGUUGAAAACUAUCAAGAGUGAUGUCGUUUGUUGGCCGUCUUUGAUUAUGAGAACAGUGAACUUUUUACCCCUCAGUGACUCUUGCCAUUUAUGUUCGAGGCACGUAACCAACCUGACUUAUUGAAAGAUGUGGAUUAAGCUUGGCUUUGGCUUUACAAGAUUAUGAUCGGAUAGUGUUUUUUGUUAUGAAACCUCAGUUUGAUCUCAAAAAAAGUGCAACCCCUAUAUAAUCAUGAAUCAGAUAGCCUUCAUCUGGACAGUUGUCGUCGUAUUUGAAGUACAAUACCAAUUUGUCUCAAGCCAAAAUUUUGAUGUGUCUGGUUUGUCAUCCUUUUUCGAUCGACCUAUCGGGAAUGGAGGACAAACACCGGCCUCCACAACGAAUAUCCGAUUUGACGAUGACCCUUUGAGAUUUCCAUUUUUUGGCACCCCCAACCCACCAAGUGUUACUCAAGCCCCAGUCCCUCAAGAGAUACCGGUGUGUCAUCAACAAUCAUGUGACCAGGACUAUCAAGCCCGGAACAUCCCCUAUUCCCAAGCAUUGGAGAUUGUUAACACCCGUGACUACGAAGAAGAGACCUUUGCUAGUGCGGAGGGUAUAGUCCGACGACGUAAGCGAAAAAAACGAUCCGAUCCAAUAGGGAUCAAAAUUGAAAUCACAAGGUUCAAAAAUAGAAGUUUGAUUGAUCCGGUGUAUCCCGAACACAAUGGUUGGAUACCCAUCGAACUCGAGCAACAAUCAACCAAGCCAUGGCGACCGCUUUUGAACGAGAGACAAUCCCCACAAGCCGAAGCAGUUUCGUCCAGUUAUUUGGUUUUACCAGUAGUUGGAAGGGCUCCACCUGAUCAGCCUCAACCGGGUGAGCCGGGAGGAGGGCGGGCACCUAUUGCGGUCAACCCACAAGCCGCAUUGGCCUUGGCCUUGGUGCCGCCAGCACACUUCCCAGUUUCACUUAUGCCACCGUUUACUGACCCUGGUAGUUUCCCGGCAGUGUGUGUGAUUUUUUCCGAGUCGGACUUUGACAGCAUACAGGGUUUUUUGGCUUCCUCAGGGGCGAAAAGGCGCUCAAAACGGUUUAUCAGUACAGUAAAGUUCCGAAGAAUGUACCAACAGUACUCCAAGAACAUCAGAAAAUUCUUCACAAACAAGCGAAGACCAAGGACAAUGGCAUCUUAUAACAAAAACAACCUCAUUCACCAAAGCUCCUUACAACGUCCCGACCUCAAAUCCGAACAUCCCUCAUUCCGGCAGCUCCCUGAUCCCAACCCCAGACCAAUUUACUUUCCUCACGUCAAAUCAAAGCGAAUCAUCGCACCCAGGCUUUUUGGUGUCCGAUGUAGGGCCCGUUUUGUGGAUCGACCGUGCGCCUUGGGGACAACUUGUGAUGACCGGGGCGCUACCAUAAUGACCUCACCUAUCAAUCCCAGUCAACCAAGAGCAGAUACGUACUCAUCAUCAUCAUCAGUAUCUUACAACAUACCUUAUCCUCAUCAAUUCAACAAUCCCAGCUACCUACGUGGUUUUACAGCUGGUGCCAAUCAAACUUACCGGAGGCACGACAAUGGAGUUGAUCGGCAAACCGGUGAACGAUUUUUCACAUCGGCACCCCCAGAAUGUAGAUCCGAACGAAACGAACAGUGUUUAAAAUAGUCCGCCAGAAUGACUAACAGGGUGGCGAGAGCUGGAUUGUCAAGUGAAAAACCUAGAAAGCCUUUAGACAAGGUGAAGACUGAAUUGGACAUAAAUCAUGUUUUCUCACCAUUUUGCAUACCAAGGUAAGUAUUGAAGCCAAAAAUGCAGUUCUGAAACGAAGAGCACUCCCAAAACUGAAUGACUCCGGUUUGUGAUGGUUCGUAUUCUUUUCUUUUUUAACCUUUCGGGGCGAUCGUAGCACAAAUUCACCAGACAUUUCGGUUAGUAAAGGUUUUCACGAAGUAGUUGUUGGGUAGUUGCCGACAAUAUGAAAAUAAAUCGCAACUCGAAAGCCCCCAGAUAUGUCGUACAAUGGCCAAAAGGUUUCAGAAUCUACGUUUUUUUUCUCCAGGUCGCCCUGAUGACUGAGUUAACACCAAGGUUGCGUGCUUUGUUGAAUGUAUUACCGUUACGAAAAAUGUUCUUCGAAUAAAAUGAGACUAAAACACCUGCAAAUUACUUUCAAAUCGAAAACUAUCCAAAAUCUAGCGCGAAAAUGUCAUUGACUCACAUUUGAUAAUGGCCAAGAACGUGUCUGAAACAAACUAAUCAGUCAUGUACAGACCAAAACCGAUUCCAUGUGCAUAUUAUUAAAUUCACCGCGUAUUUCUUUAUGUGACGUCAUAAGUUUCCCAACAAAAGCCUGUCUUGGGUUCGUUUAGAACGCACGUUUCUCUGGCAGUUCCACGAAAUCCACUCAAAUUUUUCGG